Molecule: messenger RNA, 3607 nt
Organism: Mycotypha africana
Lineage: Eukaryota; Fungi; Mucoromycota; Mucoromycetes; Mucorales; Mycotyphaceae
Product: SNF2 family N-terminal domain-containing protein
Exons: 6
Coding region: 69-3146 (1025 amino acids)
Cellular component (GO): cytoplasm
Molecular function (GO): ATP-dependent chromatin remodeler activity; metal ion binding; ATP binding
Source: RefSeq, a predicted model, not a curated record
GCAGUGGGCAACUUUUUACCGAUAAGUAAAGAAUUCUUGAUUCUUUACUACGAUUCAAAGCUCAAAUCAUGACUAGUCCUACAAGACCAGUUUCUGAAAUGUCAGAUAGCGAAAAUGCUCUAAACACAACAAGAGACUCCCAAGAGUAUAAUACAGCCCCAGACAGCCCAGGCAACUCCAGCUUGAUUCUUGAUUUAACAAAAGAAGAAUAUGAUUUUAUCAAUGAUUUUGACGACGAUGUGAAUGAUUUUGAGAACAACAGUUAUGAUGGAACAUCUCGAACGUUUACAAAGAAAGAUAAAAAUAAACAGGAGCCUGGCGCCACUGCUGAAAACAGUAUCAAUCUAGACGAUGACGCUUAUGCUUUUUUUGUAGAGGCAGGCUUAGAUAAUCCUGAUGAACUAAAGCAAUUAGGAAUUGACUUUGAAGAAAUAAGGCAACAGCAAGAGAUUGCUAAGCGCUUAGAAGCCGAACAAAAACGCGAUUAUGAGGUUGCUACCCAACUACAGCGUCAAUUUGAUAUCGAACAUCAAGGCGCAUCGUCUUCACUCAACCAAUCGUCCUCAGCUAUCGCCUCAUCUUCUUCUACGCCUCUCCCAUCUAUUUUAUCGGCAGCAGAAAAUGAUUUAUCAAACGCUUCUUUGAAACGUAAAAUGGACGAGGACGAGCUAUCCGAUAUGAAGAAACUAAGACUAGAUAGUCAAUCCACAUCAAAUAUAAUCGAAAUUAAUGACGACGACGAUAAUGUGAUUGAUUUAACUGAUGAAAACGAUAUUUACGCCAUCGUUAGUGAUUCUGACGAAAGUGAUGAAAUCGAUUACGAUAUAGUUGAUUAUCUUAGUGGUGAUGCUUGGAAUUCACGACCUUAUGCAUUCAACAGUUUAGAGUUGGCCAGGAGAGGCGCCGCUGCUGCAGUCGAAGUAGAAGCCAGUAGCGGCUCGUUUCAUACAUGGAACAGAGGUACAACACCUACCAUCCCCAAUAUGAGUGGUUCUAGAGUUUUCCAUCCCUAUUUCAACGGUAAUGUCCCUCAGUCUUCUCGUAUGGCAGAGAUGGCUCACCUUCGAACAAUGAUUCGUUCUAUGCCCAAGGGGGAACAACCACUGAAUGGAGAGGAUGCUGAAAGAGAACUCAGAGAACUGCUGAUGAAUGUUAAUGAUGAUCAUCCUCCGCCUCCUGAAGAAAGAUCAGGAACCCCAGAUGGUUUAUCUAUCAACUUGUUAGAGCACCAAAAGAUUGGUUUACAAUGGAUGACCAAAAUGGAAGAGUCCAGUAAUAAAGGUGGCAUUUUGGCUGACGACAUGGGCUUAGGAAAGACAAUUCAAGCGUUAGCCCUUAUCGUUUCACGUCCUUGUACAAAAGCCACGCGAGUGGAUCAUGGUAUCAUUUCCAGGAAAUGCACGGAAGUGAGGGAAGACGAGCUCUAUAUAAAAGCAACAUUGAUUGUCUGUCCUGUUUCUCUGAUGGAUCAGUGGCGCAGAGAGAUUGAAUCCAAGACCGAACCUCGCUUGAAAGUUUUGGUAUACCAUGGUGUCAACAGAACCAAAAAUCCUUAUGUCCUCUCUCUUUACGAUGUUAUCAUUUCCUCUUAUGCGGUUACUGCUGGUGAUUUCCAUGAGAGAUGUUUGGGACCCUUUUCAAAAGUCAAAUUCCAUAGAGUAGUUCUUGACGAGGCGCACACGAUCAAAAAUAAGGCAACUCUUUCCGCGCGUGGUUGUUACCAACUUGACGCUUCUUACAGAUGGUGUAUGACAGCCACACCCAUACAAAACAAAAUUGAAGAAUUGUAUUCCUUGAUUAAAUUCUUGCGUAUCAGACCUUUUUGUGAAUGGGAAGAAUUCAGAGAUACAAUUUGUAAGCCUAUGAAAGCUGGCAACCAUAGGAAGGCCAUUAAGGUUGCUCAUGUUUUAAUGAAAGCCAUUUCACUUCGUCGUUCCAAGAAAGCUAUGAUUGAUGGUCGUCCAAUCCUAGAUCUACCGGAAAGAAACGUCCAUAUGACCCAUAUCGAUUUCACACCCGAUGAAAGAACUCAUUAUGAAUACGUUAACAAUCGAGCUCAGCGAAGAUUUAACAAGUACAUGCAAGCCGGUACAGUCAUGAAAAAUUACUCUUCAGUGUUGGUUCUUUUGCUUCGUUUGCGUCAGGCGUGUUUGCAUCCGCAUUUGACCGUUGAAGAAGGCGAAGAUCCAACGGCGGAGACGGAAGUCAAUAUAGAAGACCAAAAGAAAGCAGCUUCGACUAUGAAACCCGAAGUUGUUAGUCGUUUAUUAAGCGAGAGCGCCACACUAAGCGAAAUUGAAUGUCCUAUUUGUAUGGAUAUUGCUGUUGACGCACAAAUCAACAAAAGUUGUGGCCAUAUUCUUUGUAAAGAAUGUUUAGAUAGUUAUAUCAACACAAAUGAUGGUGGUCCCAAACGUUGUCCCCAAUGUCGUGGGGAAAUGAGUAAACAGAACUCUAUCUCGGUGGAAAUCUUUUGUAAAGUCCAUGCUCCUGAAUUGCUCAAGGAAUCCGAAGACGAUGAAGAAGCAAACAAGGCGGAAGAGGCAAAGAAGGAAAAGGAGUCCUUGCAGAAAGUUCAAGAGUACAUUUCAAGUGCUAAAAUUGACAAAAUGCUUGAAAUUCUGGAAGAUACCAAUGAUGAUAGCGAUGGACAAGAUAAGACGAUUGUCUUUUCUCAAUUUACUGGUUUCCUUGACUUAAUUGAACAGCCAUUAAAGGAUAGAGGCUUCAAGUUCCUCAGAUAUGACGGUUCUAUGAAUAUACAAGAGCGUGCCAGUACAGUCACUAAAUUCUACGAUGAUCCUGAAUACCGAGUUAUGCUUGUUUCCACAAAAUGUGGUUCUCUUGGUUUGAACUUGACCUGUGCCAAUCGUGUGAUUUUGAUGGAUAUUUGGUGGAAUCCUGCCCUUGAAAAUCAAGCCAUUGAUCGUGUGCAUCGUAUUGGUCAGCAAAAGGCUGUCGAUGUGCAUCGUAUCUUUAUCAAGGAUACUGUAGAAGAUCGUAUUUUAGAACUUCAAAAGAAGAAGCAGGCGAUUUCUGACGGUGUCUUGGGUGAAGGUGCCCGUAGGCCUGUUGCUCGUCUCGGUUUACGUGAAAUGAUCUAUCUUUUCCGUGGUGGAGACGUUCCUGAUCCAGCAGAUGGAUAACAAGCACGCUAAACUUCGUCUAUAAGCAUAAUAUCCAUUAUUUUUUUCUCUAUUGGCAAACUCUUCAUUCUCCUUCAUAUGUUAUUGUUAUGUUAAUUUGCCAUUAUACCCUUUCUUUAUAUUUUAUUUAUCAUACAUUAUCGCAAUAUUCUGUUUGACACGGAAGACUUCAUCUGCAAGCUUAAUGCCUGUGAACUUUACGCAUACAGAUUGGAAAUCAACUUUUUAUACUGAUCUUUCAAUAAUUAAAAUCCUUUUAAACAUAGUCUAUUGUAAAGUCCCAUUCAAAUAGGAUACUGUGUGCUACUAUAAUGUGAUUAUGUAGCGGUGAUCUUUUUUUAUCAGCGGGUGUUAUGAACAGAAUCUGUGCCUUGAAACUGACUCGAAUCAAAGAUAGGUCAGAAGCGUAGAUUAAAAAUGGGCUUCAUCUUAAAUGAUCAGAAAGUAACGCGAUUUUUUCU